AUGCCGUUUGACGCAGUUGGUGCCGUGGGAGAAGCCCCGAGCGAUGGCGCAGACGCCUUAUUCGACCCCUCGGCUCCCUUCUUCAACCGCUUCAACAGCCGAAGAUCAGUCGUCUACAGCACAAAGGGCAUCGUUGCCGCCUCUCAGCCCCUCGCCGCCCAGGCCGGGCUCGACAUCCUCAAGGCCGGCGGCAAUGCCGUCGACGCAGCUAUAGCCACGGCUGCCGCUCUAGGCGUGACUGAGCCCUGCUCGACGGGAGUAGGAGGAGACAUGUUCAUGAUAUACUGGGACGACAAGAAGCAAAAGGCAUUUGCAAUCAACGGCUCAGGCCGAUUGCCAGCCGGGUUGACAAUCGAAAAGUGUCGAGAGCUCGGCUUGACUGGCAAUCUGUUGCCGCCUCAGGACGCGAACUCGGUCACGGUGCCUGGCCAAGUCGCCGCCUGGUUCGACGCAAAAGAUGCAUACGGCAGUGGGAAAGUUACCAUGGAGCAGAUACUCAAGCCGGCGAUCGAGCUCUGUGAAGAUGGCUUCCCAGUGUCUGAAGUCACAGCACGGCAGUGGAUCGAAUGUGAGGGGCUGCUGAAGCGGGUGUCACCGAGUGGCGGCGAGCUUCUCCUCGAUGGCAAAGCUCCUAGAGCUGGCCAAGUCUUCAAGAACCCAAAUCUCGCUAAAGUGCUCCGGGAGAUUGCCUCCAAGGGAAAGGCAGGGUUCUACGAGGGAUGGGUUGCAGAAGCAAUCACAAGUGAAAUCCAACAGCUCCGGGGCGUUAUGACAAUGCAAGAUCUGAAAGACCACACAACGACUUUUGUUGAACCUAUAUCCAAGACUUACAAGGAGUACAAGCUGCUUGAAUGCCCACCAAACGGCCAGGGAAUUGUGGCUUUGGAGGCGCUGGGUAUUAUCGACAACUUGGAGAAAGAGGGAAAGAUUCCUUCUUUCAAAAGUCUGGGCCAUAACUCUGUCCAAUACGUCCAUACACUGGUGGAGGCUCUUCGAUAUGCCUUUGCCGAUGCAGAUGCCUACGUCUCUGAUCCUGAGCACUCCGGGUCAGCCUGGAAAGGCCUGCUGGAUGACGAUUACCUGAAAGAACGGGCAACCAAAUUCACGUUAGACGCUGUUGAUACAUCUCUGAAGAACGGAUUUCCCAGCAAAUCAUCCGACACAGUCUAUUUCACAACAUCCGACUCUGAAGGAAACGCAUGCAGCUUCAUCUGUUCGCUCGCUUCCAACUUUGGCGGUGGAAUCGUUCCAAAAGGCUGCGGUUUCGCCUUGCAGAACCGGGGCACUCAGUUCCAGCUGCGCGAGGGACAUGUAAACACACUCAGACCGCGGAAGCGGCCAUAUCACACCAUUAUUCCCGCAAUGGUGACGAACAAUGACCGGCUUCAUCUCUCCCUCGGCGUCAUGGGUGGGUUUAUGCAGCCCCAGGGCCACUUGCAGGUCAUGCUCAACUCGUGCGUCUUUGGCUUCAACCCGCAGGAUGCUUUGGAUGCGCCGAGGGUGUGCAUCAGGCCGUCGCGCACGCUGCCUGAGUAUGCAACGGCAGACGACUACUCCCAGUUGACGCAAAAGUCCAUGAUUUGUUUGGAAGAAGGAUUCCCGGAAGAGACAGUCGAGGGUCUGCGUAGACUGGGACAUGAAGUGCAGCUGGUGACAGGCUGGGAUCGCGCAGUCUUUGGACGAGGUCAGGUUAUCCAGGCAAAGCGAGAUACAAGUGGCCUGCAAGUGUGGCAUGGAGGAAGCGAUCAACGAGGUGAUGGUCACGCAGUCGUGUGGUAG
This is a messenger RNA of Trichoderma reesei QM6a, 1779 nucleotides long. Its product is annotated as Gamma-glutamyltranspeptidase. Bases 1 to 1779 code for a protein of 592 amino acids. Gene Ontology annotation, molecular function: glutathione gamma-glutamate hydrolase. The record is from RefSeq and is a predicted model, not a curated record. The transcript has a single exon. NCBI's taxonomy places the organism in Eukaryota, Fungi, Ascomycota, Sordariomycetes, Hypocreales, Hypocreaceae. Gene Ontology annotation, biological process: glutathione catabolic process.